Molecule: messenger RNA, 1174 nt
Organism: Suillus fuscotomentosus
Lineage: Eukaryota; Fungi; Basidiomycota; Agaricomycetes; Boletales; Suillaceae
Product: kinase-like domain-containing protein
Exons: 6
Coding region: 44-946 (300 amino acids)
Biological process (GO): protein phosphorylation
Molecular function (GO): ATP binding; protein kinase activity
Source: RefSeq, a predicted model, not a curated record
GCUGUAGUCCACCUUAUCGUGUCCCCUCCACUGUACUCCCAAAAUGUCCUCAGACAUCACUGUGAAUGACCUUACAGGAAGGAUUACCAAGACGGAGCAAAUUGCCAAUGGGCAAUGCGGAGAGGUAUGGAAGGGCACCUACACAGUAGGAGGUCGAGAAGAAUUUGUAGCCGUGAAGGCCAUGAGAUCGACGUUAUUUUCCGACACUGUAACUGCAGAAAAAACAAUACGGAGGCUCUCGCGAGAAAUGAAAGUGUGGAGUAUAUGCGUUCAUCCUCACUUGGCCUUGUUUAUUGGUAUAUGUUACGAGACUACCCAAGGAUAUCGAGUCCCCUGUUUGAUAUCUCCAUUCUACGAGAACGGAACCAUCACGCAGUACCUAACACACAAUCCAAAUACUGUGCGGAUGGACUUGUUUCGCCAAAUUUUCUCUGCAUUGGCUUAUCUACAUGGUCGUGCUGAGGCUAUUGUUCACGGGGACCUCAAACCUGCAAAUAUUCUCAUCGAUGAUGCAGGCAAUGCGGUGUUAGCAGACUUUGGACAUUCUCGAAUCCUUGGGAUUUCUGGGUUCACAACAAACACAAGGACCGUAGCUGGCACGCUCCGCUAUAUGGCGCCGGAGUUGAUGGUACCUGAAAAUGACGAGAUAACACCAAGACCAACAAUAGAAUCAGAUGUAUGGGCAGCAGGGAUGACGGGCCUAGAGAUCCUCUCCGGCGAGAUCCCGUAUGUGGAAUUCAAAAAGGACAGCCGAUUAAUCACAGUUAUUGGCAAUAAAUUACCCAACAAGGCAAAUUACCCUCUCGUUCCCUCCGGUGCAUGGACUGCGUUUGUAAAAUGUUGGGAAAGGGACCCGAGAGAACGACCAUCUGUGCAGCGAUUGAGCGAUUACUUUGAUAAACAUUAUGGACCUGACUCAACCAGACCUACUAGAACUCGCGGUUAAACAGAUGUAGACAUAAAUAUUUAUUCCUUGUGUCUUGUUGCAUCAUUACUACAUCUGCACCUUAUGGACAAAUUACUUGUUGUUGUUGACACGGGCUACCCUGACUAAAUAGUACUAUGUAGUCAGCUGGCAUUUUCCUGAUGGAAGCAUGCGCAUGCCUGUCAUAGCGGAUGAAGGAGCGGGCGAAUAUUUGACAAUGAGGCUGACGAGGCCCAUCCAGGACACUGG